This is a messenger RNA of Podarcis lilfordi (Lilford's wall lizard), 21306 nucleotides long. Lineage: Eukaryota; Metazoa; Chordata; Lepidosauria; Squamata; Lacertidae. The record is from the annotation of a GenBank genome assembly.
GCACAUGGCCAGAAGCUCUCGUUUCAGUUACAUAUUUACCCCAGCGCUCAGGCCUGGCACUGGGAGCAAUGCGUUGCUUCUUCCCAGGCAGGGCUUGGCUCCUGAAACCGCUGUCUUGGUGCCCAAACCUCCACCGCUGGCGACCCCCGACGUCCCCAGGGGUACUCCUUUGACGAGGAAGGGGCGGAGGGCUAACCCUGUUCACGACCCUCGCAGCCGCAGGUUUCCCGCCUUCCCCGCAGGCCACUCCAGGCGGCACCGGGGGCCCCCGCCCACCUGCGCGCCCGCGCUCACCAGCGCCCAGAGCGCGGCCUUCCUUCCCGGCUCGCGGGCGCAGGCGCACAAAGGAGGGGAGGAGAGCUCGGCAGCAUGGCGUCUCGGGCUAAGCGGAGGCGAGCGGCAGGGCCGCCCGAGUGCCGGGAGGAGGAAGGCGGCGGCGGCGGCGACACGGAGGACGACUCCUCGGAGGAGCCGGGCAGCGAGGAAGACAGUGACGACGACGACGACGAGGAAGAGCUUAACCAGGUAAAGGAGCGGCCGGGGUUCGUUCCUCUCCCGCCGCCGUGGCUUUGGGAGCACCUUCUGCCGCCGCGAAGGCCCCUCUGCGCCUCAGGGUCGUCGCUUGGGACCCAUGGCGUCGGCGAUGUUUCUUCUCUCGCGGAAGUGGGGGGUGGGCGUGGGGAGACGACCACCGGCGACCCUCUGACCUGUCUUUAUAGCCCCCACCUGCCUCAUCCGUCGAGGGGGCUGGAAACCAAAGGUUCCUCGUCCCUGUUGUAGAGGCAGGGGGGGCUGCAUGGGAGGGCAGGGCUCAGUGCUGUUUUUUUUAAGGGCCAGGGCUCAUCCUAAGACCAUAUGAAGUAACUUCAGAGAGAGAUUGAUUGAUUGAUUGAUUGAUUGGCGGUUCUCUGAGUAUGUGCUAGGUUACCCGCUGAAAGUGCAGGUCAGCUUUUGCCACUAAGAGUGCAAGAAUAGAUUGGUGUUAAAGCAGCUUUUGCCCAGUUGACAGAUGAUGAUGACGAUUACUAUUUUUUUUAUACGCUACUUUUUUCGUGGAUGAGACUCCAGGCAGCCUCCAGAUAAAAACAAGAACCACUAAAAGCAUAGGAAAAAAGCAAUGAUAUGCUAUACGCCUGUAUAAAAUCUGUUUAAAUAAUUGCAAUAAGAACAGCAUGGCACCACCAGCCCCUUAAUGAAAAGCAGUCAAUUCUGAAAAGCCUGUUGGAACAAGAAACUUACGAUUGCUUCGGGGCAUAUUAACACCAGCACAAAGUUUGAAGUAGGCUUAACAGGUCACUUUUGAGAGUAGUGCAACUAGCACACUGACACUGUUACGCUAUUUCUUUCAUGGGACAGCAGAAGUAGGGGGAUCUGCUUCAGGGGCUGUCUUGUGAGUGCCUGCCGGUAAGAUUGGUUAAGUUACCUUAAAAAACAGACAGGAUCUUCUCCAUGGUGGCCCCAAAACUGGAACUCUGUUCCAGUUGACAUAUGCCUUGUCGCUUUAUUACAUACAUUUAAGUUGGCCUUGAAAAACUUUUCAAUGCUGCAUUUAACUGGGUCGAUAGAUACCUGUAUGUUCAGAGGAGCAUGCUAAAUGUAAAUUACAGUGGUACCUUUAGUUAUGAACUUAAUUCGUUCCAGAAGUCCGUUCUUAACCUGAAACUGUUCUUAACUAGAGGCGUGCUUUCGCUCACGGGACCUUUUGCUGCCGCUGCGUCGCCGGCACAUGAUUUCCAUUCUCAUCCUGGGGCAAAAUUCUCAACUUGAGGUAACUCUUCCAGGUUAGUGGAGUUUGUAACCUGAAGCGUUUGUAACCUGAGGUGUUUAUAACUCGAGGUACCACUGUAUACACAUUUCUAGUGUUACUUUGUGAGGAUGUAGCCUUAAAAAAUUGCUUUAAAAAUAAAUAAAUGAGACAGUUCGUUGCACAAGGAGAGAGGAUGUUGCUGAUCAUUGUCCACCCUCCCCACACCUCAUUUAGAGUAAUUUAAUAGAUACUACAGAUUGCCACUUGUACAUGGUAAGCAUCUGUAUCAGGUAAAUCUUUAGUACUUCUAAGAUUGGAUGUUUCCAGUCCCCCCCGCCACCCUCUUAACUUCUUUUGAGGUCAAUAUUUCAUUGCAAACACCUGUGUGAUUGUCUUUUGUGCUUAUUUACAGGAAGUAAAUAUUGAAUUUGAAGCUCAUUCAAUAUCUGAUAAUGAUAAGAAUGGAAUAAAAAAAUUACUGCAACAGGUAUCUAUGUUUCAUCUGGUGACAUUUGUAGCUUUUUAUGUGAAAAUGUAAUGAAGAGAAAGAAUACAAAUGCCAUGAAGAAAUGAUAAUGCGAAUUAGUAUAACUGUGACUUGAGUUCAUGAGUCCCUAAACUAUUGCAGAACUUACAUAGGUUGUUCUGUUGCAUUCUUAAGCAUCUUCACACACUAAUCAUUUGCAGUAUCUGUAUCCAAGUUUUGCAAUAUUUCAGGGUCAAACUGAACAUUUAUCUUAAAAGCAUGUUUGAAUUCCAUGCUCAGGAUUCCGACAUCUUUAUUUUAUAAAACUAUCCGGGGGGGGGGGAUGCUGAAGGAGGGGGUUAACUCUUUUCUCCCACUCUGCUGUAUUUGCCCUUGAAGCUGCUCUGCUUGUUUGUGAGCAGGUGGAAGUGGUUCAGAUCAGGGACCCUGCUAUUGCAUUCAGUAAAGAAAAAGACAUGGAGAAUCCCAAGCGCUGGGUUCAAAAAUGCCUUUAACGUGCACUCAGUUGUGUCUCAAGCUGGAAACUUAAUUUUUUUUCUGAUUCCUAAAUUGAUUUCAACCCCCAUGCACUUCAGAACUGAAGAUCAUGCCACAAUUCUGAUAUAAUAAAUUCAUAUGACAGCAGGGCUAGUCUUCUCUAACCUGGUGCCCUCUGGAUGCUUUGGAAUAAAGUUCUCAUAAUCCCUGAUUGUUGGCCAUUGUGGCUCAAGUUGACUGGCGUAGCCUAUAACGUGGAGAGCACAAGGUUAGUGAAGGCUGGUAUAAAAAGUUACAUUGUGGCACUGAAAAUAUAUGAACAGGAAAAGAAUAUGAAUACACUCACUGAGAAGAGGGGUUUACAACACAAUCCUAUAUGACUGCUCAGAAGUAAGUCCCAUUGAUUCAAAUGGUACUUAUUCCCAGAUAAGUGUGUGUAGGAUCGGAUGCCUAAAUAGGGUGAACCUAAAUGAAUUGUACUAAAAUCAAUUUGUUUUGGUCCUAGAAUGCUAGCCUAAUGUUAGUUUUCAUGGAAAUUCAGUCUAUGGCUGUUUCUAGCUUUCAGGGAUAGAACACUAAAAGUUGUGGCUGGCAAAUCUGACUCCACAAAGCAAUAUGAAUCUUAAUAAGUGAUCCAGAAAGUGUUUUCCUACUAAAACCCUGCACCACUCUUUCCCUUCCAGCUGUUUCUAAAGGCUCCUGUUAGUACAGCUGAUCUGACUGAUAUAUUGAUACAACAAAAUCACAUUGGGAGUGUUAUUAAGGUAAGAGAUCUAAACCCAUCUUAAUUUAUGACAUUUUAUGGAAUAAAUCUGUUGAUGGUUAACAAGAUAUAUUGAUCCUUGGUUAAUAUGACAUUUGGGGCUGAAACAUACAUGCUUUAUUCAGGGCAUCUGUCUACAGCACAUAUGGUCCAGGAGUAAAUAAUGCAUAUCAACAAUUAUUUAAGCAAGCAACAAAAUGGACUUUCCGCUUACUGCUAUGGUAGCAGUACUUUUGAUCCAGCACUAGGAGCAUGAUGAUUUUUGAUAAACAAAAAUAAGGGAUAAAAACACAUAUCUCUAGGGGGCAAAAAGCUAGUUUGCAUCUUUUUCCUAAUUAUACCUGCCCGUCCUGAUCCGGUAUAAGUUGCAGUAGACCACAAACAGCAUCUAAUCUUGGCAAAAUAAAAACAAAAGAAUUUGAAUGCAGGGCAUUACAGAAAGAGAAAUUAUUCUUGCACAUGUUUUUAAUGGGCUACUGGUCAUACCUCCACCAUUGAUGGGACCCAGAGCAGAGCCUACCCUACAGAUUGCACCCUUACUUUUAAUACUGAAAAUAUGAACUUUUGGAAAUACUUAUUCUGGCCACACUUUGGGCAUGGAGUAGUUGUUAUUUGUUGUUGGUCAUGCCCACUAAGUGCUUGCAACAGUCACAGAAAAAUGUACUGCAUAUGUUACUUAUAACACUGCCGGUUAUGCUAGUUUCCAUUUUCCCCUGGUAAACCGUCACAAACAAAACAAAACAAAACCAUUGGCCAGAAGUUGUGGCACAAGAGAACAGCACAUCUACAAUACUGCUGCCAAGUCUCUGAAACAUUCAUAAAAUCAAUGGACUUAGAUUGGGACAUUUCACCUUGGGAACUGAGUUGCCAUCAGUUUUUACUCUCAGCGACCUUUGGUUUAUGUUUCUGUGUCCACUUAUUCUGAGAAGGUGGCCCACUGCUCUGCUUGUCUGCUUGUGCUACCAUAUGGUUAUGCAAAGGGAUGGAAUACAGAACAGCUGGAAUGUCAGUGGUCAGCUGGGAAAUUCUAGCAAAAUUCUGGUAUGAUUGCAAGUCUCUGAUCCUUGAUAGUUAAAGAAUCUAGACGCAGUUUUAUCAUUUCAGAUAGACAUUUACCGGUAUCUAGCCGCUGGAACUAUGGAGCAAAUAGGUCACAGUCUUGAGGUGGAUAUAAUGGCACGGUUAUAAUAGAAAAAUUAUUUAUUAAAAUUUGUUCUUUCAAAAAUGUGCUACAAGGACGACAUACAGCCCAAUUCUACGAAUGCCUACUCUGAAGUAAGCCGCUUUGUGUUUAAUAGGCUUUUUUCCUUAUAUAUAUAUAUUGACAUUCUCUUCUUGACUAUGAUGCUUGCAGAAAGACUUAAUAGAGAACAUGCAUUUGGUUGUAUUUUCUCCUUUGUUUUCUGUUUAAUAGCAAGCAGAACUUUUAGAGGAAAGUGAUGAUGAUGAUGAUCCUGAUGAGGUCUUUGGCUUCAUAAGUCUGCUGAACUUAACUGAAAGGAAGGUCAGUAAUACUACUUUGUAUUUAACUAUGAUGAUAAUCUGCCUGUCAAUUAAAUUUGAAUAUUUUGGCACCUCAGUGUUAUCCAUCCUUUUCCCUUUUUUAUUUCAUAUAGUUAUGUUUUCUUUCUGUCUGGCAUCAGAGUGAACACAGUCAAUACAAAUAGAAACAUCUGCUGGAAAUGAUUAAACAUCACACCCUUUCCAAGAAAAGGGAGUGGAGGAAGCCUUCAUUAAGAACAUUUUUUGUUCAGUAUAGUUGCACGCAAUUCAUUGGGGUCAGAAAUACCUCACAAUAUUAAGUACAAAAACCUACACAGGUGGGAUGUGGGAUCUAAUUGUGGCCACAUUUUUAAACAUAAUUUGUAAUUAGCAUACAUAUAGCAUAAUUAAAACUGUUCCACAAGUAUAGCAGUCCAAUACUCAUAAGCUUUGAAUUAUCUGUAACAAUAAUAAUCUCAGAACUUGCAACUAUAGUACAAUAGGCCUGCAACAUACUUUGGGUUACGUUCCAGGCAUUUGCGCACAAAGGUAAACUUGUGCAAAGGCAGGAAGACUCCCGGAACAGCCCACACAUGACUAGCUUUACCUUACUGGGCUGUGGGAAGGUUGUGCAAGGCUUCUGGAAGGUUGUAGGAGGCAUCCAAGAGAUCUCGUGGUAGCCUUACAGAGCCUUGCGCAAUGUUUCCAGGGUCUGGUAAGCUUUAAAACUCUUUCUUCACUAGAAAACCUGACGUGGAAAGUGCCUUGUUUUGCUGGGCUCUAGGAACGUCAUGCAAGAUCUCAUGGGCUCUUUAAAAGAUCUCGCAAGAUCUUAAACAGCCCUUUUCAACUGCCCCCCCCCCGCUCUCCAUUAAUUAAUUUAUUUUCCCACCCCCACCCCCACCAAACUGGAAUUGCAUGAGUAAAUCAUGUAUAAGUUGUGGGUCUGCUGUCCAUAAUUCUCAAGCAGCCUGUGCACAAUCAUCACAUUUCACAGCUGCAUGAAUUGGAUAGGUAAAACGGUUCAACUAAAACAAAUAAUUGCUGUAACUUUCUGUCGUCAUUUUGAUUGCAGACAUGACACUUUUGCCUUCUCUUGUUGCCAAGCAGUUCUGAGGCUGCUUUUCUUAAAGUUCCAGGCAAGCUGGCUCUGUGUAUCAAAACUCAACUCAGGGUUUGAUAAAUUGUAGACUUGGGUCCUGGAGUGCUGGUGCCAGUAUGGGCUGUUGAACUUAGGGUAGGCAAUGUCUGCUAGAUUGGAAAAACCACCAUUGGCUACCAUUUGAUCGUGCAUUUGCAUGUGGUCACAGAUGUUAACACUACCUUUGGUUUCAUUUAAUAAAUCAAUAAAUAUAAUAAGGAACGAUCUCAGGCAGGGAAUUCUGGUCUGAUAUUGUUGCACUAUUAUACAUUGACAAAAUAAUAAGAAUGUUCCUUUCUUCCUUUGAUACAUAAUUUACAAGUGUCAGAUAUUCUUGAAAAAACAAAAACACUGUUGUUGACACUUUUGGAUUCAUGAGCCAGGAACUCUGGGGGAAUUUAAGGCUUGUUUCUUUUUCUUCUAUUUGUUGAUAGGAGCCAGGUUUUCUUAGCUAAUCUCCCAAGCAGCAACACAAUAGUGAAAUUAUCAGUUGCUAUAUUCUAUCUAGCAGGCUAUAAAUGUGUUAAUUUUUCAACCACCAUCUACCUAUGUUUUGAGCUGCUGAGACAAAGCAGCCAUAAUUUUAUGCCAUAUUUUGUGGGUUUGGAUGGCAUAUAUUGCCUUGUUGGACGUCUUCCUCUGAACAGCCCUAAUUGUUCAUUAAUUGUAACAUUCUCAUACAGCACAAAGCAAUGUGAGAGUGGCUUGAUGAACAUUUCACAGGUCGUGUGUAGUGGGCAAGCGUCCUUCACAUAAAUAAUUCAACAUUAAAGCCUAUCGCCACAUCUUUUGAUUCUUUUGAAGGAGGCCAGCGGCAAUGCGUCCUGGAAGUUUUGCAGCAACCCUCAACAACACAUUUUGCAAAGAUCUUCCUGUAAACAGAGAAAUGUGAUCAUCCAAAGCUUCUUAAUUAAGAGUUGCCAUUAAGUCUAGCCAUCUGCUGAAGUGAAGGUGUACGUUGCUUGCAAAAAUGUGCAGAUGCAGUUGAAGUUGCAUUGACCAAGUUAGCAAGUUUUGUAUAAACAAAACAGGUUUAUAAACAGGUUUUAAAACUUGUAGGGGUACUGUCAAUGACCCCUAAAACCAUUUGUAGUAAUGUUAAGGAAAGUGAGUAAUUUUUCUGGUAUGAAAAUUAUGGAAAUGUUAUUUCACCUUCUGUGCUCUCUUCCUGCAUGAAUGAAAAGAAUGAAGAGAGUCUAGGUGUCUGUUGAAAUGGCAGGUGAAAACUUUUGGAGGGAUGAGUUUGAUGUGACACUUCAUGUGUCUGGCUGUGUGACUUUCCAGGUUAUUUAAAUAUUGAAAUGAUAAUAUAUAUAUUUUUGAAAAAUAAUUUAUGCAACUUUAAGAAUCCUUUGAAGGAUGUUAGUUUGCAGGGGUGUAAAUAUGUCUAUUAAUCUAACAAAGUGGAACAUAUGCAAAUAGCAAAAGUGAAAAGAAUAAAAGUGCAAAAUCGACAAAAAUAAUCCCAGUGGUUGACUUUAAUUUGGCUUUGCAAUAAGACCUGCAUGAGCCAUUACACUGUUUUAGAACGUCACCAAUGGUGCUAGUAGGCAAUAGCAAACUAAGUCAUACUUGGAAUAGAUUCACUGAAAUAAAUGGAUUUAACAUUGGAUAUCACCUAAUAUCUGUUCAGUCUCUUUCUGGAUGAGUGCAGUCAUACUUAAGAGCUGUGGAAAUAAUUGUUUAAUUGAAGAUUAUUUCUGUAAGGAAAGAUCAUGUUGGUACUAGAAUGGUGUUACUCAAUAAACAUUUAAAAACUCAGUAGGAUCCAGUUGUAGUUUCCUGUUGUUUGCAUUGCUUGAACAAAAUUAUAACCCAAUGUUUUAAUGCAUUGAUUUAUCACUUUCAUUUGCUUUAUUAGGCCAUUUAUGCUGAGUACUUCAUAGAAUUUUAUAAAGUAUUCUUUUAGUCAUGUGGCUGGCUCUGUGGCCCUAAGCAAGAGUGGAAUGCUAAUGCUUGGUUACCAUUUUUGUCAUCCUUUCAGAAUUAAAACUCCCCUACAUGCAUUCGUUUGAGCGUUGAUUAAAUAAUCUAAAAAGAAAUUCCUACAAAUCAUUAAAAGUCACAGCAAGAAAUUUCCCAGAGUCCUGUAAAACGAUGCCCAGAAGCUCUCUUUUCAAGUUGCCUUAUGUAAAUAAUUAUUCUGUAAUGCAAAGAAAAUCUGUCCUUUGAUUCCUAGGGUACCGAAUGUGCUGAACAAAUUAAAGAGCUGGUUUUAAGCCAGUGUGAGAAGAACUGUGAACAGAGUAUGGUUGAACAGCUGGAUAAGCUCCUAAGUGACACCACCAAGCCUGUGGGCUUCCUACUAAGUGAAAGAUUCAUUAAUGUACCUCCCCAGAUCGCUCUGCCCAUGCACCAGCAACUGCAGUAAGAGCUUUUCCAAAACCAUUUUUGAACAGAUUUUUUUUUUUUUUUAUCCUCGGAUGACCUCUGAAAUCUUAUUUAAAUGGAAAUGUGUAGAGUGUGAAGAAAAAGGUCCCCCGAGAAGCAGAAACCAACAUUUUUAGUAUUGAUCUCUUAAAGUGGCCUUUGGUGCAAACAUUCAAUAUUUCACAUAUUGUGUAUAGGUGAGUUUUACUCAUAUGUGAAAGCACUUUGUAAGGGAUGAAAAAAGCCACUUAGAAUUACUCUGCAAUAUAUUGGAUCCAGACAAAUGUGUUCUGUGAAUUGUUUUGAGAGUUGUGCUGUCGCUUGGAGAACACUCACUAAAAACAGCUACAUUCUAACCAUUUAUCUUUCAUUAUAGUGGUUUCUAUUCCUGGCAGAUUGGUUACAGAAAUUUGUUUAAAUUUCUGAACUUUUGACUAAACACUGGAUAUUUAUUUUAAGAAUUAAGGCUGAUAAGUGAAAUGCAUAACCAGAGAUCAGUAAGCAGUUUUAGCAAAGCUGAUGCCAAGAAUUCAGAGAAGAAUCUUUAGUUGUUUGUAACGAUUUUAAAUAGUUCUGGCAGUAGAAUAAUUUGCUCUUUCCCCCUGGUUGCAUGGCCUUGUUUGUUUGUUGUUGUUACAUCAGUUUCCUGAUUCAGACAUCACAGAACACUGGAUUUAAGGAAUAUUAAAUAGUCAUAAAAACUGGGAGCAAGGAGUGUAGUACAGACAUAUUCCUGGUCCAAUAGGCUAUGGGUUAUAGAACUGGAAGUGCCCACAGCUUUGGUUCAUGUAGAGAGAGCUUCACCACAGUUUGGGCCAUAUACUAAAUCAAACCUUUCUUAGUAGAGUUGCUGCAAACCACUCUCCAGGCGUUUGUGGUCUAGCUAAGCCAGAAUUUGACUUAGCAUGUUGGGUGAACUAGGCCAGUGGUUUUGCCCAGUAACCACCACCUUUGCUUCUGGAACGUUAGGUGAUCUUCCUUAAUGCCCUUACAUGUAAAAAGAGAGUGGAACAGAAAUAUUUAAUUUCACAAUUAUUCCCCUAAGCAGAUUAUGAAUUCUCCUGGAGGACCAUAGGUCUGCAGGGCUCAUGAAGGAAAAGUCUUCAGUUUCAACGAAGCAGCUUUUUUGCUGUGGAGUGAGAUGAAGAGAGGCAGUGUGAAGAAGAGGAAGGAGAAAAAGAUGCAUAAUCCUAAAGUUUCCUUUUAUAUUCUAACAAUAGCAGGAGCAUUUGUUGCUCAGAAUGUUUUCACUCACCUCUUAAGGGGUGGUGGAACAGUGUGUUUAUUCAUACUUCUGAGGAUUGUGUUGGCACAUGAGAAAGCACUGUUGUGGCAAAGCAGGCAUCUUUAUUUGCGGAUUGGGCUGAAAAUAUGUGAAUCUCUUGAGUGAGGUCUGGACACAAUAGAAGUGUUUUCCGAUUGAUCUUUCCUGCAGUUGUGCAUAGGUUUGACUGAAGCAUGAAGAAAUUUUUGGUGUAAAUAUGUGUUUAUUUCUAGGAAAGAACUUAUUGAAGCUCAAAAAACAAACAAACCUUGUGGAAAAUGCUACUUCUAUCUUCUAAUUAGCAAAACUUUUACUAAUAAGAAGAGUAAUAUCAGAAAAAAGGGAAGCAGCAGCCGUCAGAAAGAAGAACUGAUGUUUUCAAAUGCUGAGGAAGAAUUCUUUUAUGAGGUGAGACUUCGUUGUUGUUGCUCGACUUUUUUGGUGUAUUUUGAUGUAUACCGGGGAACCUAAAAGAUUUGAGGCUGUUUUUCUUUCUAGCGUGUAGCAGCUAUUGAACGUGGUCAAGGCAAUUGUUCAGCAUAGAUGGAAAGGGGGCAGGGAAAACAAAGACGAAAGAUCUCCAUUGCUCUUGCACCCCAGUUCAUGCAUCCUGAUUCAAUGGAGUCAGCUCCAGGUUCAAUUGCCACCGCUACUGCAGCAGCAGCUUUGCUUGGAAUGGCCUGCAUUGAAGCUGUCCUUGGGGCUGAAUGGGGAAUGAAUUUGGUUUUGCCAAUCCUAGUCACGAGGGCUUGUCUCUGGCUAGUAGAAGUAUAGCUUGGGUGCUGCAGUCUGCUGUCAGGGAUAUUUCUGUGUGCAAAUCUUGCCUGUGUUGAUUUAAGGGGUGGCAGCUAGUGCGCUUUUUUUUUUUUUUUUUUGGUAAUGCUUCCCUGCCCCAUCCUCUCCCUACCCUUUUAAACUUCCUCAUUAUUUGCAUGCAGUGUCCCACUUGAUUUAAUACAGGGAGUAGUGUUUUUCAUUAAUUACCAGAUUAAUGAAAAUCUGCCAGAUUUCAGAUAAUAUUCUUUUAGCCCCGGAAGCACUUGUACACACAUUCAAUAGUUCAAUCUGUUGUUUAUACAAAGAUACUCUUUUCUCCACAGGCAUAUCCCAGAUUAGCCUAGCCUAGCACUGCAGUUAUAUUCAAGCAGACCAGACAUAAUAAGUUCAUGGCCAUAUUGUACAUUGCUGUAAACUGCUUAGAGAGUGAUGUAAAUGGACAGGUAGUCUAUACAUAAAAGAUAAAGACAAUUGCAAUGCCUGAUCUUUAAAAAAAUAAUUAGUCCUGCUUGUAGAGAGAUUUGAAGAUGCAGUUUCCUUUGUAUGUUCCAGUUUUCAGGGGUUGCCACCAUAUCUGAACAUUUAUAUAUUGAUUUAUCAUGUUUUUAAACUUCUCAUGACAUUGUAUCAGUCCUUGCCAUAAUACUUUCUGAAAACUAAAAUGUGGUUUAGAACACUUUAAAAUUGAGUGACAUCAUGAAAAAAUAAUAUAAUUUACAUGCAUCCUAUUUAUUUGCAUGAUCAGGUAGGCAUACCAUGUGCUUUUAAAACAGAAUAUGGGAAUUAUCUGAAAAAUAAAGAGUUGUCCAAGGCUACAUCUUAACAUGAUGCUAUUUUCCCUUGGUUCAGCCUACUGGUUCAUUAUAUUUUUCCAGAGUCUCCUUUAGGGUGUGCAGUGACCUUUUUCAGCAUUUAUCUCUGCAUACUAUGUAGAAGCAUUCAAGCAAGUCUAAAUUUGGUAUGCAAGUUUAUGAAACGUUGCACACCAAGUUCCAUAAUAGGACAUCGAAUCUUCGGUUACCACUGUGCCUUAUUAAAAUGACUUUACCUGGCCUUUCUUUGUAGACAGUGUAAGUUAUAUACGUAUUCUUAAUUCUUUUUUAAAAGGAAGCAGAAAUAUGGCAAUUCAAAUGCUUUUAACGAGUUUGCUUAUUUUGUUUUAGAAAUCGCUUCUGAAGUUCAGUUACUCAGUAGAAGAGGAAAGCGACUCAUGUUUGGGAGGCAGAUGGUCUUUUGAAGAUGUACCCAUGAAACCUUUACGAACUGUGAUGGUAAUCCCUGCUGACAGGAUGAAUUCCAUCAUGGAUAAACUCAAAGAAUAUCUUUCUGUCUGAACCACUCUCUGAGCUAACGGUUUUGUGAAGUCACCCUGUAAAAGUUAUUCGACUUUACAGUGGUGUCUAGAAAUUUUCCAUACCAAUUCUGCAUUAUUUCAGGAUCUCCUUUAUAUUCUUAUAAAGUACAUCACCUACACAACUUAUUCUUAUUGGCAGAGAAUUGCCAUUUUGAAACAUCAGUGAUUACAAGUGCAAUAAAAACCCUCAAAACAGUAAUCACUUAAUUAUUGUUGAAAACUUUUCUAACUAACUGUAGGUUGUUUCCAUGUUGCCAAAGAUAAUAACAAAAAACUCCUGCGAUUUUGUUCUGUUUUAAAAUCAUUUCUCAUGUCAUAUAAAAGCUGGUGUUGGGAAUAUAUUGUACAUAGAGGUUAUAUACUUCAACACAGUUUGGGAUAGCAAACUUAUUGAAUAAUGCAUCGCUGUUUGGCAGGUGUUUCAGGAUAUUUUUUAUAUUCUUUAUCUUUGCUGUUUGUUUUUUCUUCCUUGCCUGUUGUUGAAAUGGGUGAUAAAUGAUUGAUUUCUUCCUGCAGAAUAGCCUUGCUCUCACUGGCAGGCAGAUUACUAAAAUAGUAUUGAGGUGCCAGCUCCACAAAUCUGUUAAGAAACAGAAUAAACAAGUGAGGGUAUAUUUUUUUUAAGAAGGCAAUUUUUCAAUAUUUUCUAUGACUGUUUUAUGACUCAUGCAGCAAAUGCUUACAGACAGGAACAUUUUGAUGCAUUAAAUAUAGAGCUGCAUAGCUGGAAUCGGUUCCAAAUUAUAUAUUCCAGGUAAAGUGUACAUAUAAGAUUAUACAGUUUCUUUACAAAUUAAUAUGUUCCGUUUGCCUUGGAGUGCUAGUAGUUGGUUUCCAGGUGUUGCAAUCAAAAUAUAACAUAGUCCUGGAUAUGAGUAUACUCUUUGCAAAUUCUACCAGAAGCUUCAGUGCAUAACCUAUUUAAAUUUAGGGAAACUGUAGAAGGGCACAAUUUUUAUCUAUUUUAGUAGUUUGGGGAAAAGGAAUGGUUUCCUGCUACUAUGUGCAUUAUAGCAUUUCAAAUAAAUUCAGUCAUCACUAGCCACACAUGUGCGGAAUUAUUAGUUAUUCAUUAGUGCUCCUGAUUCAAUAUAUAACAUGAAUUUUGUUUAACUUUGAUUUCACAUCUGUGUAUUGGUUCUGUGUGCCAGGACACAGGAAUAGAUAUGCUCAGAGUUAACUUGUCCAUUAAUUUCAUACUAGUCUUAACAUUGUCUAUCACCCAUAUUCUUCAGUCUAUCUUACUAAAAGGGGGAUUGCAUUGUAUCAAUUUGAACUUACUACCUGCUUAAGCAGGUGCAUCAAACCAAGUUGUGACAUAGGACUGAAAUAGCUGAAGGCUAAACAUUUCAUUUUUAAAUUUCUAAUUAAAACUUUACUCCCUUAUCCAUGGUUCAGUAAGUGAAAUGCUUUUAACCAAAAUGUACUUAUUUAUUUAAUAGAAAGCACUUCUGAAGUUCAGCCAUGCUGAGCUGCAAGCUCAAACCAUCUGCACGGAAACAAAUUCUCAGUAUGAAGUCAAUGAGAACAUGUGACUAUAGCCUGCACUUUGUUUCCUUUUGUAAGGCCCUUUUAAAAACAGUUAUUUAUCUAUGCCACCAAGCAAACAGUGAAGUUAAAAUGAUUUGCUCAAUGGCUAUUUCUGGACAACUAAUGUGGAGCUUGUCAGGUAGUACUUCAUUACUGGGAUUUUGCUUGAAUGGGAGACUAGGAGCAUAGCUUGGGCUGAUGGGCCCAAAAUGAGCAACUCCAUUCUGCACUGAUUCUGCAUUUAUUUGGAUCAUAGGAUCAUGCUAGCCCUGCAGAUAAAAUCAGUUGUGAAAUGGUGAGAUUUAAAAACUUUAAAACAUUUCACUUCCUUGCCUCCCUUAAUAUACUUUCAGAAUGCUGACAGAUCUAAUAUACACUUCCAUGAGAUUGUCAGUUGGAUUUCUAUAAUUCAGUGUGAAAGUAUCCUAAUGAUAUUUGAUAUACCUCCCAUAUAAUAACUUUCAGCACAAGUCAUACUAUUUCCACCAAAUCAAAAUUAUGGAACAGGUAGCUACCAAAUAUCCAAACUCUGCAGAAAUGUUAGAGCACACACUUUGUAUGCAGAAAAUCCCACAUGAAAUACAGUCUGUACUGACAACACUGAGCUAGAGGGACUAAUAGUCUGACUCACUAUAAGGCAGUUCUCUGUGGUCAUAACCCGCUUAAAAUAAGAAAAGUGCUAGGAGACCUUUCAACACUAACUAUUGAUGUGGGUGGUGGGGUGCCAGCUUAAAAACACACACACACACAAAUGUAUCUUACUGCUGGAAGCUAAAGGCAAAGAUCACCCACCCUUCCUGUUUCUCCAAUUUUCCCAGGAAGCAAGCUGUGUAAUGUUGGGUUGUGCUCUUAAAUGGAAGUUGUAUGCUACAAACAUGAAUGAAAACCUAAAUUCCAACUUCCUCUUACUCACAGAUCAGGUGAUAUCGCUGAGAUGAUUUUUAGAGAGUUGUUUUCAGGAAUACUGAAUUCAUGGAACACAACCCACUCUGGGAUCCUUGCAGUGUUGUAGUAUAUUGACAGAGGGUGAAGCUGGGCUACUUGCCUGUGCGACAACAUUAAAUAGUUUCCAGCACCAUCAACAUCACGAGCUAUCUAGAACAUGAAAAGUCAAUAAAUGACAUGUAAUUUACCUGGACUUAUGCCUACUGCAGUGUAUUACCUGCAUUCAGUUAUCCAUUAAAUACCAAAAUACGAUCCAAGAAUAGUUGUGUUGUAGUCAAAUGACUACACAAAUUAAUUUUACAGCUUUAAAUGAAUUGUAAGAGGACUGAAGAGUAAGCUAUAGAAUUAAAACAAAUUGGGGGAUAGGAAUCAAAGGGACAGAGCAUUAUUAUGUCAAUACAAAUGAAAGCAAAGUAUUUUGAUUAAAUUAAGCUUUUCCAUAACAUUAAUAAACCUAGAUGAAACUAUCCAUUUGGUUUCCUUACUUGCAUAAAGUAACCAGACAAGAGUGCUUUCUUUAUCCUCAGUACAUUUUCUUUCAAUCCAAAAGCAGGUGCUGAAAUUGGGAGUUCAAUUCGUUUCAUAAUGUCAUCCAAUUCAGCUCUGAUAGCUUCCGCCAUUCUUAGUGCAGAGCAGUUCAGAAAAUACUCUUGACACCACUUUUCAGUACUACGGUCUGCGAGGGGGAAAAAGGUAAAAUUGUGUUUGUUUUUGCUAGAGAAUCCAGUUCCAUUACACUCUAAAGGGACUUAUUCCCAAAUAAAUUUGUACAGGACUGCAGCUUUCAUCCUGAAAAGAGGUUAUUCUGUCAUGCCAGAUGUAAUUAUGAAGAUUUUACCUGGCAGAAUAACCCUUUUUUCAGGAUAAAGGCUACAGUCAUAUACACACUUAUCUGGGGAUAAGUCCCACUGAACUUAAUGGAACUGACUUCUAAGUAUGCGUUUUCUUCAUUAGACCAUAUAAUUUACCAUUUUAAAAUUGGAAUUCAUUGCUAGCCCUCUUCAAGCAUUCCAUAGGAAGGGAAGUAUGAAGCAAAAGGAGCCACUGGAAAGGGUGAGCUCUCUCCCCAUGGUCCUCAUUGUCCUCUUAAAAUAUGCAAGAGCCUCCACAAAAAGAGAAGAAGGCUCUUUGCUUCAGUCACCCUCCCAAACAAUGCCAGUGGCAGAGCUAGCACAGUCAUUCUCAUGGAUUUGCCCCCCUUGUAUUUGCUUAAUGCUGAAUAUGCUGAAGAGGGCUCCUGCUGCCUAUCCUCAUUGCUCACAUUGCCUCUUUCCCUGCUCCUUUUGCUGUUUUUUAUUAUUAAAUAAAAAUAAAAUAGUCUGUUAGCUUAUAGGUCCUCUAUAAGUGAAAGCUGGAAUAAUUGUUCAGAAGCAUUUCAGGAUGAAUUUUUAAAGUGUAAUUAAAAUAUUUGACACACACUUACACAGGCCUGUGGAGCUUGUCCUAGCUUCCUUGUAAGCCCUGUAGACAUUGAUAAGGGUAAAAUGAUCUCCAGCAAGCGACUGCAAUCUCUUCUGUUCCCUGUGGCGGGUUUAAAAAGCAACUAGGAGCUUGUGUUCAAAAGGAAAGAGAGAGAAAUGAAAACAAGCUGAUACGGUGAAAUAAAGCUUACUAUAUGCACAAUGUAUGCUGUGUAAUAAUUUUUUCAUUAUAAUGUUGCCCUCACUCUUUGGUCCUUCAAGCAAAACCUAUGGUUCACUCUCAUCCUCUCCAUUUUGACUGCCACAGUGGGUCUGAAAAUACCCCUGAAAGAGUGGCAGUGUUUUCAACUAAAGCAAUGGCACCAAAACCAUUUUUUUCUCCAGGCUUACAUUCUGGGGAGAAAUGCUGAAUUGAUGAUGUCUGGAUAUUCCCCCCAUAAUACAUAGUUUUGACCUCAUGUUGUAGAUAGGAGCACACAUGACAGAAUGUUUCCCCAUGGAAACAUUCCUGCAAGCAAAACUUGAUGAACCAGGCUUCUCUGACAUGCAAGUCUUCUAUGUAUUUUUUAGGGGGAAGAGGGAGCUGAGAAUUCCAUUGUGGGAUCUCCCAGUUAAUGUGGGACAUUCAAGAGAAGUGCUCAUCACUUCACUGAAUAUUUGCGACAACUGGACCCAAGUGUUGCUACAUUUGCGACAACUAGACCUAAUGUGUUGCUACAAUGCUAGAAAACAGUGGGAUUUAUUUGUAAUUAAAUACAGUAUGUGUAGAAUGAGACAGAAAAGCUAUAAAUGCAUAACAAUGGGAAUAUUGGCACAACAUUGCUUGGUGUGUUAACCUUUUUUGCUACAUCAUUACACUAAGACCAGUGUUUUACUAUAUUGCAGAGCAAGCCUCUAUAGGCCUGUAUAAUUUUAUUCUCAUUAAAUAUUGUGUGGAAGAAGUGACAUAACCCACCCUGAACAUCUGUGCAAAACAAAAAAUAACUUGAAUCCUUUUUAAAUUUACAUUUCAUUAAUUGUGAGUACUGCGAUUUUUCUGGCUCUGAUCUUUAAUCAAUUUAAUAAGCAGAUUAAUUAAGGAAACCUCUGCUUGAUUAAUUGAUAAGGAACAAAUUUAACUGAUGAGGUGAUUGAGUUAAGGGCAUACCUCUUGUCUUUUUUCAAAUUUAUUCUGAUUUAGGUGUGUUAGCAAAAUACAGGGUGAAAUUAUUAAUGAAGCAGUAACUUUUUAAUUAAACUGUAAGGUCUUUCACUGUUGCAAAGGGGCACUACUGAGGUUUUUGUAAUAUUUUAAUUUUCUCAUUUACUUGGUUAAAAGGCAAACUAUGAAUCAACUAAUCAUCCUAUAAAUGGUUGAUGGCAGUAGUUCUAUAUAAUUACACUGGGCCUGAGCAGUAGCCACAAACGCUUCAGAAAAUACCUGUUACCAUGGCAGCAAUGGUGAGCAUUUCUUCCACACAGUCAAAUUCACACGAAGCUAAAAUAGCCUUUGACAGCUGUGGAUCGAUAGGAAACUCUGACAUUAUUAUUCCAAAUUCUGAAAGGUUUCCAUCAUUGUCCAGCGCAGCCAAAUAAUCCAGAUCUUCCAGAGCUUGCAUGAGACUUUCAGGAGCUGGGAUGGGGAGAAAUGCUUAGUUACACUGGUUGUUACAUUCUGUCACUGUUCAGUGAAAUGCCUUUACAGACAGAAUUAAACUAAGUAUUUGAUUAUCACAAGGUUACAGGAAUUUUUGCCUAAUUUCUCUCUCAGGUAAAUUGGUGCAGCAGUUGCCAACUUUUUUGGGUCCAGGGGCACAUUUGGAAUUUUGAGGCAGUGCGAAGUCAGAAAAUUGCCGCUGGGGGUGUGGCCUAGAACAAAAUGGCUGCCACACACCCCAAAAGAGCAAAAAAAGAGAGAGAGGAAUAUGAAAUGGUUCAAAAAUGGAAAAAUCUAUUUUUAUUUUUUGCUCUAUAACAAAAAAGUUUCUUCUUUUCCAGAAACUCUUAAAACUGUUCUCCCCUGUACACAGCAAUGUGGGAACAAACAGGAAUAAAAAGUGAUCAUAUGGAUAAUGAUGCUUCUACACUAGGUCCCACUAGGUGAUCAAACAGGUACACACGCGCGCACACACACACACACACACACACACCGCCCUUGCUGACAGUUCUGGCUAUCUCGGCCUCAUCACUGGAACAAAGAGCAAGCCUUCCCCAGAAGCACCGGAAGCCUUUCCAGAGGUUUGCAAAGAAAAACUUGGUUCCACAGCAGAGCUUCAAUGUGUUCCCGGGGGGAGGGGGGUGCUGACACAUACAGGUUUUGUGUGCAGUAUUGCUUCUAGACUGAGGGCGAUGGAGCUGACAGAUAUAUUGACUGGGAUAGUUGUCCUUCUGUGGUCCUGACAUUUUCCUUGGAAGUGAAAAAAAGGCUAGAAGGUGCUUUCCUGCAAUCUGCUAUUUGGAAUGCCAGUAAAUAUUAUUAAUUAUUCUUAUUAUUAAUAAUAAUAAUAAUAAUAAUAAUAAUAAUACCCCACCCAUCUGGCUGGGUUUCCCUAGCCAUUCUAGGCAGCUCCCAACAGAAUAUUAAAAACAUGAUAAAACAUCAAACAUUAAAAACUUUCCUAAACAGGGUUGCCUUCUAAAAGUCAGAUAGUUGUUCAUUUCCUUGACAUCUGCUUGUAGCUGCUUGUGGCUGUCCACUGGCUUAGAAUGCUACCCAAUUCAUUAUGAUUGGAAUGGCAGCUCUUGUUUUUGUAGGGUUCUGGGGCAACAGGUUAUCUUGCCACAUUUGCCUGGGGACAAACCUAUGCAUGAGGGACAGCCUAGGGAGUUUCACACCUAAUCUGUGCUACCUGUGGUGGUGUGGAUUCCUCCUAGCAGCACACAAGCGCCGUGUGUGUGGCAGAGUGCAUGGAAUGGGUUAAGAAACAAUCUCAUGGCAUCCCCGCCAUUGCCACAUACUGGUUGGUGCACACAUACAUUGCUAACAUUGGAGGAAAGCAUUAAAUCCCUUCUAGUUAUACCAAGGUAAGGUAUAGAAUAAUGACAGCCAUCACAGUUGGACCACUGGGCUUCUCUGAAAGGCUGCAAUCUUCUGCAAAAUUCCUGUGCACAAUUACUUAGCAAUAAGCCCAUUUAAUUCAGCUGGACUAAAUUUUAAUGCAGCAGAUGGGUAACUUUAGAUGUUGCUGGACUACAGCUCUCAUCCUCCUUGCUCAUUGGCCAUGCUGGUUGGGGCUGAUGGGAGUUGGAGUCCUGCAACAUUAGGGCCGCAGGUUCCUCAUCCCUGAUUUAAUGCAUAGGAGUGGGCUGCAUGCCAAACAACUUGAAUUUUUGACCAUCUUACAAUACUCAGCAAAGAUACCAUGUGUUUGCCUAGAGAUCUGAUUUAAUAUUAUUAGAAUUCAGAUCCCUGCCUGCACAUCAUGGAGAAGAGAGAACAUUUAUUAGCCAGCCUGUAAGGUUUAAUGCGAUAAAAGAUGAGUCCUUGAGAAAGUCAAAGCAUCGAAGAAGAAAACAGGUUGGAUAUUUAAGGGGGGGAAAGUUGGAGAGUUUUAUCACUGAGCCAUGAAAUGAAAAGUAACAGCUGAUGAAUGGGAGAAACCAAGAGUCGGUGACAGAAAAAUAGGGAUGCAAGAUUUAAAAGGGGGGGCGGGGCGGCAUGAAUGGCUACUGAGCCUUUGAAGUAAUUACCAGGGAAUCAUGGUAAACUAAUUUCUAUAAAUCAAUAAAGCAGUUUGUAUUGUGAGCUGAAUAUAUGGCUAUUGUCCUUGGAAGCAUCUGGCUCCGCAGCCAAUUCUAUUCUCUGGGGAGUCUUACUGUUUUGCAUUUUUAUAUCUCCAAGUUGGUUGCUCCGAGACUGGGAAACAGGAAUGACUCUAGGCUUUUGCUUCAGCAUUAUAAUAAUAAAAAAAGUGCUUCAUUUUUUAUUAUAUUGGAAAGGACAAGUUAAUAAAUGCAGAUUAUACAGGUGAAGGAACAGUAAUAAAAUAAAAAAAAACCUUGAAUAGGGUUUUCAGAUAUUAGUCUGCAUUUGCAGGCACAAAUGCAGCCAAUAAAAAAGUCAUUGUAAAAAUGGCAGAGGUUCAUUUGAGAAUUCUUUAUGGUAUUGUUCAGGUUUAAAUAAAGCUCAUCAUAAAUAAGAGAAACAAAAGCAACUCCUGUGUUUAAUUCUGAAAGCCUUUCUUAAUAAAGGACAGGGACAUGUAGCGCUUUACAAAAUAGGACUUUAACAACAUACAAUGUCAUUUUUAUUACGUCUGGUCUGACCAGGUCAAUGUUACUGGGAGCCAAGAGGCAAGCUCCACCUAGGGCUUUGUGAAUCAAGGGCUGCCACAGUCACAGUGCACUGAAAAGGAAUCAGCUAUAUAAAAAUAUUCAACUACAUUUGUUCCCUCCAUUAUAUAAAAACAAAAUAGAGCUGCUUUUCACAUAUACCUUUGCCUACUUAAACUGGUUAGAUUUUUAAUACAUUUUAAAAGGGAUAAUUACUAUGCAAAGCAGAAUGUAAAUUUUACAGGUGAAAUUUGUAAAAGAAACUAGCAAACAGCUAACCAUCAUUAUCUGAAGUUCUAUUCAGACAGAAAUAGACAUUGCAAGAGACAUCAUGCUGAUUCUCCUAUUACUGAUCAUGUGUUGUUCUGUACAAGACACUAGUAUGAAAAGAGAAAGAGGCACAGAGAAGCAGCAACUUUGAACCACUUGAGUGCUAUAUUCAGUGUUAUUCACUGUAUUAUAAAAUUCCACGUUCCCAUUUAAACAAGUCUAAUUCCACAGAUGUCAUAGGAAAAAACCACAACUUUAUCUUAUGUCCAAGUAGUUCAAUCACUAAAAAAAAGGAAGGAUGGCAUCAUCAGUAAUCCUUUCUGCAGCUAUGAAAGGUAGGCCAAUACAAUUAUCCCCACGAUGCAAAUAGGAAGCUUAUGCUCAAAGUGAUUUCUUAUGGCCACCUUAAAGAGAUAAUCUGGAAAGGCCAACAUUUUUAAGGAGAGGAAAAUGGUUUAGCUGUCCAGACCCAAAUCUAUCUUGGUAGAAGUGCGCUAGUGCUACAGAAGAGAAUUGUAUUUGCUUACUUUUAAACAUAGGAGGAAGGAGGAAGAUUUGUCUGAUAAUGUGCCUUUUGGUCUUUCCAGGCUCUUUCCCAUAGCAUCUGGACAAAGCAAUUCUCAAUUUCACAUCUGAAUGCGAGGACAUUGGUGCUUAACCUCAGAGGGACAACAAACAUACUAUACAGCUUUGCAAAUGUCUGCAUUUUUCUAUACCUUGCCAUGAAGAAAGAACAGCUUUAAUCAUAGUCCUUAGAAACAGGUGUGCUUUUACUGUGCCAGCCCAAUGGGCUGUAGCUUGGGACACACUUUGACUUGCGGACAUUAAACAAAGAGAAGGUUCACUGGCUGGCAAAUGGCAAGCUGUAAAAUUAUUGUUUUGGCUUAGCUAAUCUACUCAGCAAGCUAAUGUUGCGGGAUAGUUGACUUGGGAGCACCCAUCCAAGACUACUGCCACCAGGUACUACUUUUCUAAUCUAUUGCAUGUAUGGAGAACUUAUAUAAUGUAUCAACACUUGGUAAAUAGC